Guyanagaster necrorhizus is the source of this 1456-nucleotide messenger RNA. RefSeq lists its product as uncharacterized. The transcript has 4 exons. The record is from RefSeq and is a predicted model, not a curated record. Bases 41 to 1456 code for a protein of 471 amino acids. Lineage: Eukaryota; Fungi; Basidiomycota; Agaricomycetes; Agaricales; Physalacriaceae.
UGUGGCAACCUUCCCUUGUGAUCAUUAUCACUCGUCUACGAUGCUGCUCUCAGUGCCCAACGAAAUCCUGAACAGGGUUGCCCUUGAAGCAGAUAGUCAAACUCGUCGGCACCUUCGAAGUACAUGCCAGCUACUCCGCGAUGUCGCCACACCUCUCGUCUUUGAAUCAGUCAACAUCGAUCUAUCUUCGAUGCUACACUCUAGCUCAGCCCCCAUCUUUCUUAAAUCACUUAAUUCGGGUCCUAAAUUGGCGCAACACAUCAUUCGUCUUUCCCUCUAUCUGCCCACAAAGUUCCGGCUUCACCCCUCUUGGUUCGCACUGAGAGAGAGCACACUGCAUUCUUUGGAUGUCCUCUUCCUUCAUGCUAUUCCAUCGAUGGUUUCAUUGAAAUCGUUAUGUUGGAGGAGUAGCGGGGAGUCGGGACCGAACUAUGCUGAGCUGGUGUUUGAACUAUUCGGAAAUCUACCCCUCUUGUCCAGCCUGCAGAUAUACAAUGACGGCCACUGGGACAUUCCUUUGUCUCCAUUUCGUCACAUUCGACAUAUCAGCUAUCGGGGCCAAAGAAGCAGCGAGCUCAUUACUUUCCUCGGCUACAAUCCAGACAUAGAAAGUAUAGAUGCUCACGUCUGGUGUUCGGGUCCCGACGUAGAUGAAAGAGGAUCAAUUUCAUUGUUGUUUAGCUCUUUGCCUACGGGAACGUACAGUACGGUGAAGACACUGUCGAUAGGCGGUGAAAUGUUCUCCGAGUUAUACGCAUGUGAAAUCCCCAAACUCAUAUCCCAUUUGCGUCACCUGGAGAGCCUAACCAUGCAUAUUACCAUACCCGAUGUAUUUUGGGACGGAUUACAGGAGCAUGGAAUAUGCUUGGUGUCUCUCACAUAUUACGAUCCCAGUCUGGCGUUACUGUCGUAUCUCUCGUCCUAUACAGGGCUUCGUGAACUGUCACUUAACAUGUUGUCAGCCUCGAUCGAUGGCAAUCUCCAUAUCUCAUCCCUUCUUCCGACUGUCAUCACUUCAAAUUCUUCGUCCUUGACGACAGUUCACAUUGAGCCCCACCAUGGCGGAGCAUGGUGCUUGGACCAUCCUAUGCUAGAUGCUUUGGUUCUUUGCCGCGGUCUGAAGUCAUUACAUGUCUGCGCUGACGAAACGAGAGUUCGAGUAGAAGAAAACAAUGUUAUUGAUAGAAUAUUACAAGCUUCCAUGACAUCCUGGCCGAAUCUCUGGGAUCUUCAAAUAAGAGUGGUGCCUCUUGCCGAUGAAGCAGUGAAAAUGGCCACAAGUCAAAUCCAUAGGCGCAUUUUAGCCUUGCGUUUCGCGCCACUACCACCGGAAAGGUCUAGGCUGCAGAUAUCAACAGAGUUUGCGGCAUAUGCGGUAAAAAUCCACGAUCGAAAAAACAAUAUUUAUGCGUUUGAGAUGCAGGAUUUGGACUAUCAUGGGGACAAGGAAUCGUAG